AUGCAAGCCUAAAUUCAAUCAGAACAGGAAGAAAACAAACCAAUCAGAGGUUCCGAGGAGAACUAAAAUGAAUAAUUGAACAAACAACAAGAUCGAGUACAAUCGUCAUCAAUACCAGUUAAUGAAAAAACUAGACUGCCUCCUGAAUCUAACAUCAACUUGAAAUAGGCUGCUUUCUAGGAAGUAUCAAAUGUUUGGCCACAAUAAGCUCCUUUUGCAUUCCCAAAUAUUGUAGCAUAAUAGAUAUAAUCUGAAGUUAAUUAAGGACAAUAAUCUUCUGCUUAGCAAUCAGACAAUUAAUAAAUUAUGUCUCAUUAGAGCAUGCAAUUUGCAGAAGGUUCAAAAAUUCCAAAUCAUCUCAACUUGACUUAAACUCCAAAAAUGAGACACUCUUAACAAUUAUAAUGUAGAUGGUGCAAUCAAGCAGUAUUCUCAUAAAUUGAAAAUAAAAUCGGACUGGCCUAAUUGAUACUUUGUCUAAUAUUCUUGCCUGCCUUUGGAAUUGGUUUAAUGUUUGUAUGUUGUAAUACUUAUAAAGAUUGUUAUCAUUAUUGUUCUCAAUGUUCUGGUGAAAUGGGAGUAGUAAAAUUGAUUGAUUUUGAAUGUUGA
Paramecium tetraurelia is the source of this 609-nucleotide messenger RNA. RefSeq lists its product as uncharacterized. Gene Ontology annotation, molecular function: zinc ion binding. Lineage: Eukaryota; Ciliophora; Oligohymenophorea; Peniculida; Parameciidae. The record is from RefSeq and is a predicted model, not a curated record. The transcript has 2 exons.